Pseudonaja textilis is the source of this 6809-nucleotide messenger RNA. RefSeq names its product CYLD lysine 63 deubiquitinase (gene CYLD). NCBI's taxonomy places the organism in Eukaryota, Metazoa, Chordata, Lepidosauria, Squamata, Elapidae. Gene Ontology annotation, biological process: protein deubiquitination. The record is from RefSeq and is a predicted model, not a curated record. Gene Ontology annotation, molecular function: cysteine-type deubiquitinase activity.
GGGGCGCUGGCAACCCAGCAGCGGGGUUAGGGUGCACUUGGCGAAGCCGCUCGGCGAAGCUCCUGAGGGGAUGGGGAUGGUGGCGGUCGCCGUCGGUCCCCUCCUUGCCCUCGGGGCGCCGGGAGGCUAAGAAGCCCCGCUGCGGCCGCUUGCGAAGGGACGAGAGAACGGUCAUCUAUUCUGGAUUUAGCUCAGGACAUGGAUGAAGAAAAUUAAGUCAGUAUUGGAACUGGAACUUAAAAAACAAAAAACCUUCUCAUUCACAGUUAUGCUGCCUGUCUAGGUUUCUUUGGAAGACUCAUCUUUUUCAUCUUUUUACAAAGCUUGAAGCACAAUGACUUCGGGUUUGUGGAGUCAAGAGAAAGCGAGCUCUCCAUAUUGGGAAGAGCGUAUAUUUUACUUGCUUCUCCAGGAAUGUAGCAUUAUAGACAAGCAGACUCAAAAGCUAUUAAAAAUACCCAAAGGUAGUAUCGGUCAGUUUAUUCAAGACAGGUCUUCCGGUGGUGGGCACAUCAGGAACAACCCUUCAUCCAAAAACAAGAAGCUACAAAUAGGAAUCAAGAUUUUGGAACAGCCCCAUGUGGUCCUGUACGUCGACGAGAAAGAGAUCGUUGAUAUAGAGGAAAAAAGAGCCGAGCUGCUAUUGGCAAUCACCAAUUGUGAGGAAAGAUACAGUAUAUUUAAAAGCAGAAGCAGGCUACGUAAGGGCCUCCACAUCGAUGUUGGUUCCCCGGUGAAAGUGCAGCUGAGGUCAGGAGAAGAGAAAUACCCUGGCAUUGUUCGCUUUAGAGGACCCUUAAUACAAGAGAGAUCCCUGUCGGGUAUAUUUUUCGGAGUGGAGCUUCUGGAAGAAGGUCGUGGUCAGGGCUUUACUGAUGGACAGUACCAAGGCAAACAGCUGUUCAGAUGUGAUGAGGACUGUGGAGUGUUUGUUGCACUAGACAAACUAGAACUGAUGGACGAUGAUGACAAUGAACUGGAGAAUGACUAUGCAGCUCCAGUUGACUCAAUGCAGGUAGAACUUCCUCCUUUGGAGCUCAACUCCAGGGUUUCUGUGAAGAUAGGGAAGAAUAUAGAGUAUGGGACAGUUAUAUUCUGUGAUGUCAUACCAGGAAACGAGAGUUUAGGAUACGUUGUUGGAGUGGACAUGGACAAUCCAAUUGGAAAUUGGGAUGGAAGAUACAAUGGACAGCAGCUCUGUAGUUUUGCAAGUGUUGAAAGCACACUUCUUUUGCAUAUCAAUGAUGUUAUCCCAGAGGCUGUGUGUCAGGACAGGAGACCUCCCAAACUUGCUUAUGCUUCCAGAGGUGGUGGUGACAAAGGUUUUGGUCAUAGCAAGCCAAAGUCUACAGGUGCACUGUCUGAUCCUGGAAACAGAAACAGAACAGAAUUUUUCUACGCUUUAAAUGGCUCCUCAGUUGAUUCUCAAGCACAGCCAAAAUCAAAAAAUACAUGGUAUAUUGAUGAAGUGGCUGAAGAUUCUGCAAAAUCACUCAAUGACUCCUCUUCUGGGUUUGGAAAUUCUUCCCCACCGCUGCAGCCUGCCCCGUCGAAUAGUUUAUCUUCUGAAAACAGAUUCCAUUCCCUGCCUUUCAGCCUCACCAAGAUGUCAAGCACCACCAACAGUUCUAUAUCACACAGCCCGCUCUCCUUAUCGGUUCAAUCGGUUAUUGGAGAAGGGACCUCUGGGCCAAUCCAGGAGAGCCCACCAGCCACCACAGCCCCCAUCAACAUGCAUGGCCUCGAAGCUGGCUCUUUAGCAGAAGUGAAAGAGAACCCUCCCUUCUACGGAGUAAUCCGUUGGAUCGGCCAGCCGCCAGGGGUCAAUGAAGUGUUAGCCGGGCUUGAGCUGGAAGAUGAAUGUGCAGGUUGCACCGAUGGGACUUUUAAAGGAACCCGUUACUUUACCUGCGCACCAAAGAAAGCUCUUUUUGUCAAGCUGAAAAGCUGUCGACCUGACUCCAGAUUUGCUUCACUGCAGCCGGUGUCCAAUCAGAUCGAACGUUGCAAUUCCUUAGCCUUUGGAGGCUAUCUCAGUGAAGUGGUCGAAGAAAACACUCCUCCAAAAAUGGAAAAAGAAGGAUUAGAAACAAUGAUCGGAAAGAAAAAGGGGAUCCAGGGUCAUUAUAACUCCUGCUACUUAGAUUCCACCUUAUUCUGCCUGUUUGCAUUCAGUUCUGUCCUGGAUACAGUCUUGCUCCGGCCCAAAGAGAAGAAUGAUGUAGAAUAUUAUAGCGAAACUCAAGAAUUGCUACGGACAGAGAUCGUAAAUCCUCUUCGAAUAUAUGGAUAUGUGUGUGCCACAAAAAUAAUGAAGCUGAGAAAGAUCCUGGAAAAAGUUGAAGCAGCAUCAGGAUUCACGUCUGAAGAAAAAGAUCCAGAAGAAUUUUUGAAUAUUUUGUUCCAUCAUAUUUUAAGAGUAGAACCACUCUUAAAAAUAAGAUCGGCAGGGCAAAAAGUUCAGGACUGCUAUUUCUAUCAGAUUUUUAUGGACAAGAAUGAGAAAGUUGGAGUGCCUACCAUACAGCAGUUACUGGAAUGGUCUUUCAUCAACAGCAAUUUGAAAUUUGCAGAGGCCCCAUCAUGUCUGAUAAUUCAGAUGCCUCGAUUUGGCAAGGACUUCAAAAUGUUCAACAAAAUUUUCCCUUCUCUGGAACUGAAUAUCACAGACCUGCUGGAAGACACUCCGAGACAGUGUCGUAUCUGCGGAGGACUUGCAGUGUACGAAUGUCGGGAAUGUUACGAAGAUUCAGACAUUUCCUCUGGUAAAAUCAAGCAGUUUUGCAAAACUUGCAAUACGCAGGUUCAUCUUCACCCCAAAAGGCAGAGUCAUAAAUUCAACCCAGUGUCGCUUCCGAAAGAUUUACCGGACUGGGAUUGGAGGCACAGCUGCAUACCUUGUCAGAAGAUGGAGCUCUUUGCCGUUCUUUGUAUAGAGACAAGCCACUAUGUGGCUUUUGUUAAAUACGGCAAGGAAGAUUCGUCUUGGCUCUUUUUUGAUAGCAUGGCUGAUCGGGAUGGAGGUCAAAAUGGUUUUAACAUCCCUCAAGUGACUCCCUGCCCAGAAGUUGGCGAAUAUCUGAAAAUGUCUCUCGAUGAAUUGCACUCUCUGGACUCAAGGAGAAUCCAAGGCUGUGCACGAAGGCUCCUUUGCGAUGCUUACAUGUGCAUGUAUCAGAGCCCUACGAUGAGUUUGUACAAGUAGACCUGGAGGAUUCUCGUGAGGAAGGAUAGCGGACUGUGGCCCAAGAAAGCUCAACGGAGCUGUCGGCUUCUCAGCUUGCGCAUCUGUUGCUGGCAACGGAUGCUUCGAAGGGUAUGGAAAUCAAAGAACUAGAAAGAAGAAGCAGCUAUUUUAACAGGAAGGGGGAAAACGGAACCAUUCUACAGUGCAGUGUUGUGUUGCUAAAACACUCAAGUGUUUUUGCUCUUGGACAUGUGCGCGUGUGUAUGUGUGUGUGUGUGUGUUGUUUUUUUAAAAAAAUAAAAAAAAGUCUAAAUGAAGCGAUUGUAAUGUUUAGGUUGUGUUUCAGAAAAAACUGUUUACAUAGACCGAAGAUUACAUCCCCUCUGGAGCCUUCUGCUGAUUCUUCUGAUCCUGCACAGCCUAAAGAACGAGGACUAUAUUUUGGGUGUUGUAUGUUUCCCAGCGUUGUAUCCAUUGUGUCUGUAAGACAAGCCUUAGGACCUUGGCAUCAAGGGUUUUUUGCUUCUUAUUUUGACCUGGAAUAAGCUAAAUCACGAAUCCCAAAACAUCUCUAGCGCAUUGAGUUGAGUGUAUCAAUGCAGAUAUAUCUGAUCAGUUCCUUGUCACCCUGGACCAAGAAUGCACAUUGUUUUCUUCGUAGCAAACGGGUUCCUCCCAGGAAAAGGAAGAGUAAUGAUCCUGCAACCUUGCAGCGGUACUCGGAAGGAGCUCCAGAAGUGGCCUCCCUUGGCAAGAUUGUCCUCCCUUCCACAACUUCUUCCUAAGUCCUGUUCCACGCAUUUGAUGCCAUUUGUAAAGUCAUUUCUGGGAAUGUGUGGGAUGAACCAGUAUGAUGUCUUUCAAUGGAUACGCCCAUCUUCAAAGUUAAUCCUGUCUUCAAGCUUGAUUUCCAUAAUGAAAGAAUCCUGAAAACCUGUUUUUUUUCUUUCCUAAAUGCGUUUUGGAAACUUUUCAGCAUGUGUUCUGCAUGCUGCUUGGUCAAUUUCCCCCCCCCAGAAAGUAUCCAAUUAUUUGGAAGGUCUGAGGCUAUUCUCCUUUCCUCCAGUGAUGGGGGAAAGGCCCUCUGUCAGCUUGCAAUUCAGGGGUGAGAUCAAUUCAUAUCGGUUCAAGAGCUGUCGUAGAGAUCAUUCAAAAAAGCACUCCAUUAAAUUAUCUUUCUGUGUUCUGUUAGGUAAUAGUUUAUGUGUUCGCAUGCUUUCGCAUCUAGAGGGCAAAUUUGGAUUAUGCAAGCAAUCCAGUCUUCUAAUACGUUUGUUCCACAGUUCUGACCAAGGGAAUAUGAGUCAAGUUUAAUCCCAUCAAAAUAUUCUUUGCUGUUUCGCGAGCAGCAUAGGCUGCCUUUUAUGGUUAUAGCUGAUUCUCCCAAUGGGAACUCUUAGGAACUGUAUGUUGAUUGGGUGGAUUUGACAGCGUCUUCAGGUCUAUGACCACCUGCCACGGCCAACUUGCUGCGGAACAACUCGCCGUAGGACGAGAGUUACACUAAUGUCGAAGAAGUAGUGGAAUAGAAUCAUUAAAGAAAGGAUGCCAAAGGAGGGAUAAAAUGAAAAUAUGGAUGACAACAAUUACAAUAUGUUUCGAAUUAUUUUAAUUGUUGAAUUAUUCCAUGGUGAGUUGGCCAUGGUGAGUUUGCUGCAUCGAGUUGUCCCAUAUCAGUCGGCAUAUACAUUUGGGGUAAAUGUACCCCAUAAACAACCAUAUGUAAUAGUAGCAUGUUUACGACCUCAGUUGCUAGUUGUUAUUGUGCACUUAUAUUUUUUUUUGUCUCAGGGAAUGCCACGGAAAUGAAAUCUGUUGUCUGUUACAUGGAAGGCGAACACUGUACUUCUUUCAGUUUUGUGCUUUAGAAAUUGUACUGCCUCAUUUAUCAUCUCAAAGGAUUAUAUUGAGCCAGCAUGUAGUUAAAUCAUUUGACUUGCUGUUCAAAACAUUACUAGCUUGUUUGAAGUAUCAAUGUUGUAUUGAGCAUUUUUAUGAACUGUAGAUGUAAUAGCUUUUCUGCAGUAUGGAAGAAAACCUGCUAUUGUUGCCUUAGGUACAUUUUGAAGACAGCAGCUGAAGGCAUGUCUGAGGUGAGAAGAAAAGAAAACCAUGAAUGAGGUAGAAACGGAUUGUAUGUUAUGAAGUAGAUUGUUUUAUAUAUAUGUUAAAAAAAAAACUUCAGGAUGGAUGAUGGAUGCUGAAUGUCUCUUAAGAUCAGCUUGUAGGGAAACUGAUGGAGAGAGUAAUUAGGCAUCUAAAACUUUUUUCAAUGGUUUCUAAUUGCCCAGCAGGGCUACCAACUCAUGGCAUUAAUUCUCAUUUGUGUAACUCGUGAUUGGAUGUCCUCCUUGUUCCUACCGAUCCUGCUUUUCCUUGGAAUAUUUGUGGGAACUCCGAGCUUCAGAACAUAGUUGGGAAAUUGUGGUUUGAGAACACGUAGGGCUCCAGUUGGCUUGGACUGAGAUGAAAAUGGCGAUCUUGAUGGAGCAGUAAGAUGGAGGAACGUGGGCAGGAAAUGAGCAGUAAUUGAAAGAAUUUGUGGAAAGAGAUACUGAUCAGAAAACAAGCUCCAUCUUUUUAUCAGGUUGCAGGGGUGUGGAGAAUAAGGACGAGGACACAUCCAUACAUCAUCCGGAGUCGUUCUUGGGUCAUCUGAGGAUGUGGCUCUAAUCCUAGAACAAAUGUUUAUGUGGAGGUGAGAUCUGAAUAAAACAACAGGGUUUAGAAAGCUGGUGGCCAGCUGAAUCUUGGGAACUGUCUCCGUUUUGAAAUAAUCACAUCAGAGGUGGUGUAUGAGAUUUAGUUUGGUGGUUUUGAUAUAUAAUGAACCUUCCCAGCUUGUUUCCUAAUAUUGCAGUUGGAGGGAAAGUCAUUGCUGCUGACAGAUUCUCCCUUUCGAAUGUGCAGUGCAAUAAAACCUACAUGGCAAUCGCUGUCCGUCCCUUUCCUUGCUCUUUCUGUUUUCUCUGUUUCAUUCAUCGUGAUUCUGGCAUUUUGAUAACCACGCUCUAAAAGGUCUCCGGCAGUACUAUGAAAAGCGAACUUUAAGCCAUUGCCCUGCAGAAGGAACUCAACAGAAGUGAAAUCAUUUCGUUUUGAGGCCGUGUUUUCUAUAUGUCUGCACAGACUUUGGUGUUGUAAGCAAGACAUUAAAAGUGUCGUCUCUUGCUUUCCCCUGGGGCUGAGAUUGUCACACAGAAUAGCAUUUGAAUCCACACGAGAACUGAAUUGAAUUUUUAUCUUGACCUGAAUUGCCUCUUUCAAGGUUCAGGAUUUAUUUCGUCUGCCAUUGUAACAAACUUAACGUUCUGCAUUGGCUUGCACAAUUUUUAGGAAAACAAAAAUAAAAAGAUUUUGUGAUUUGAGUGCAGUUGUCUCAUAGAGCGUCUCAACUGAGAGUUUUAGGAAAUUUUUCAGAUUGUGUGUGUGAAGCCUUAAUUUCUUCAAACGAGAAAAAAAAAUGGUACCCUAUAUUAUUUCUGUACUAAUAUUUAUUAAACUCAUCAUUUUUGUGGCUGUGUAAUUUAUUUAGAAUGCUGGAAAGGCAUCCAUGGUUUUGAGGGAAAAUGAUGACCACAUUAAAAAUUUUGUACUUUACUAACUGCUUUUGGGGAUAGAA